Molecule: messenger RNA, 3370 nt
Organism: Cynoglossus semilaevis (tongue sole)
Lineage: Eukaryota; Metazoa; Chordata; Actinopteri; Pleuronectiformes; Cynoglossidae
Gene: slc35f3b
Product: solute carrier family 35 member F3b
Exons: 7
Coding region: 528-1946 (472 amino acids)
Cellular component (GO): membrane
Source: RefSeq, a predicted model, not a curated record
GGUCUUUCAGGCCAAGUCGGUGCUAUUAUAAGAGCUCUUCAAAUGCAAAUAAAUGUAUUUAAUUUUAUUCGCCCUGCUGGACACAGCGACUACAACUAUACGGUUCUGGGCAAUUUUACGCACUGGUCUCCUUUCAAGCGAGCUGUCACUGGAGUCACUUCUUGAAUUAUAAUUUUAUCAUUCUCUUAUUGGCUGUACAAAUAAAGAUGGGGAGUGCACUGUGUAGAAACUACGCUAUAUACCAGUGGCAGUCACUUUAGUUCAGUGUCUCCCGCAGUGUUGUGUGGACGCACGCAGGGCCAGUGAAGGAUGAUGAUGGUUUCAGCACUGGGUGAGGGAGGGAGGGGGCGCUGCAGGGGCCCCUGACCAUCACUGUCAGUGGUCCACACAACACGGAUCUCUCUUUAAAUCUUAUUUUAGCUAUUUUGUCCAAAAAAAAAAAGCUCUUUUUUCCUUUCCCAAACUGUUUCUUUUUUAAGUCUUGUAACGCUACACCUUUUCUCCCUGUUCCUUUACCUCGCAGCGGGAUGCGCAAGUCUCCCGACGUGAGCCCCAGAAGGCUUUCGGACAUCAGCCCUCAGCUCAGACAACUCAAGUACCUGGUGGUGGACGAGGCCAUCAAAGAGGACCUGAAGUCCUCGCGUUCAGUUGAGGACAUUAACAGCGCAUCCAUAGAGGAGCGGAUAUUGCGCAUCACCGGCUAUUAUGGAUAUCAGCCGUGGAAUGGGAGCUACAAGAGAGAAGACCGUCCCAGGGAGAAUGUGGUGGGAACGACAGACUUACAGACGGCCGCAGGUCAGACCGGGGCCGAGACCAGCUCCAACAGACGGUGGCUCCACUGCUGCAUCAGAGUGACAACCGUGCAGGUGCAGAAGGCCUUGUGGGGAGUCGCCAUGGUCAUAUGUGUGUGCUCCUCCUGGGCCGGCUCCACCCAGCUGGCCAAGCUGACCUUUAAAAAGUUUGACGCCCCCUUCACCCUCACUUGGUUCGCCACCACCUGGAACUGCCUUUUCUUCCCUCUGUACUAUGUGGGUCACCUGUGCAAGAAUCCAGAGAGGCAGACGCCCCGACAGAGAAUCAGGGAGUGCUGUAAGUUUUUCGGGGAUGACGGUCUGAGCCCCAGGGUUUUUUUCACCAAGGUUGCCCCCUUUGGCCUGCUGUGGAUCCUCACCAAUUACCUGUACCUGCAGGCCCUCAGGAAGAUCAACACCACAGACGUGUCAGCGCUCUUCUGUUGCAACAAGGCCUUUGUCUUCCUGCUCUCGUGGAUUGUACUCAGAGAUCGCUUCAUGGGAGUCAGGAUAGUAGCCGCUAUCUUGGCCAUAGCAGGCAUCGUGAUGAUGACCUACGCUGACGGGUUCCACAGCCAUUCGGUCAUUGGCAUCACUCUGGUCGUGGCCUCUGCUUCAAUGUCUGCGCUCUACAAGGUGCUCUUCAAGAUGGUCCUGGGGAGUGCCAAAUUUGGAGAGGCAGCGCUAUUUCUGAGCAUUGUUGGAAGUGCCAACUUUGUUUUUCUCAGCAUUGUGCCCAUCAUUCUAUAUUUUACACAUGUGGAGUAUUUUGGAUCCCCUGAAAACAUACCCUGGGCGUACCUCUGUGGGGUUGCAGGCCUGCUUUUUGCUUUCAACAUCCUGGUGAACUUUGGCAUUGCUAUCACCUAUCCUACAUUAAUAUCUCUUGGCAUCGUCCUCAGUGUUCCCGUCAACGCCAUGGUGGACUUCUACACAUGUGAUAUACAUUUCAACACUGUACGUCUCAUUGCUGUCUUCAUCAUCUGCCUGGGCUUCCUCAUGCUGCUCUUACCAGAAGACUGGGAUCAGUGGAUUAUCCAGCUCAGCACUAAACUGCGUAAAAGGGACGAGCCAGCAGAGGGCAGUGGAGAGGCAGGUGCAGGCACAACUCUUGGCUGGAGGGGCAGAAGCAGGGCCUCCACGUAUGCACGAUGAACCUGUAUGGGAAUAUAACAGUUUUAACACAGAGACACAGGGAUGAAGACAGUUUCCAAGAACCGGUGUGGGUUCUGGUACUUUUGACCUUCCUGGAUUGUAGAACUAUUCUGGACUGCUUUCUGCACACAAAGAUUAAGUUAAAAUGUGAGACUUGAGAGAAAUAUAUUGCAUAUCAUUCAUUAGACCAUUAGUCCAUCCCACUCAAAAAGGACUGGGUGCAUGGACUCAUUCUAACUCCAAUUCUUCUUUCCUCAGCCCUUUCAGAAAAAAACAUUUAGUUGUGUAGAAAUAUCACACACACCAAGCCGGGGAUUUGCCAAUUUGCCUAAUGAGAGGCAUUUGCUGAAGAAAGGCCUAACACCUCGUGAGCUAACUGGCUUUAAAAUACAGACAUUUAAGAUCCAAAGAAGAACGCCUACAACGCUGAAUGCCUAAAAACAAAAGGUACACCUCAGACGUACAUUUGUGACAAAUGACCUGCCUUUUGUGGACUGCACAAAACAGUAUUCAACACCUCUGGUGUCCUUGAGCCUUUGUGGUGCUGCUGGUCUCAUCAGGUGUGUGAGGACUUCAGUCUGGACAUCUGCAGAUCAACCUGAGAUGAAGACAUGGCCACAUGACCUCGGUCUGGAGAAGCAGGUGUUGGUGAUUUGGUGACGACGGUUUUUCCACUUCUCGCUCAGUCCAGCAGUUUAGUCAGGAGUGACGUUAAAGCAGUUUCUCCACUGCAUAGGAUUUCAGUGCAUGAGAUGAUUGUCAGAAAACGCCAAUGCUGGCGUUUUCUACUGCUGUAGAGUUGCUGCCAGACUGACGGCAACAUUUUUUUUUAUCCAAGCAAUGCAGGUAAUACGUGAGUCCACAUGUGCUGUCGCUCAAAAAAAUAAACAUUCACAACUGAUGCUUCAGGAAUUGAAAUAUGUGGAUGUGAUAACUAACACCUUAUAAUGGGACAUCAAUACUUGGAAACAACAUCUUUAACUUUGACCAUCCAACACUGAGCUACGACUGAGCCUCUAGUUGAAGUUCUGUCAAAUUAGAGUUUUUGGAUGAGCACGGUCUUAGUUGGGGCAGUAAAUCCUACAAUCCUGUUUUCAUUUAAAUUGUAUUUUAUGAGGCAACUGGGAUGAUCAGCCUGGGAGCACUGGGGUCAAACUUUGCCUUGCUGUGAAUGUACUAACUGCUAGCAACCACACAUGCACACAAAGUGCUUUUUCAGCAGUCUACAGACUGCUCUGUUCAGACUUUACACACAACACUUCUCCACUCCCAGUGCAUUUCAUCAAACAAGCUCUGUUUUUUUUGUGUGUGUUGUAUUUUUUAUAUUUUGGCAUUUUUGUUGCUGACUCACCCAACAGUGACGGCUGCAGGAUGAGCGUGCACGUACUGUACGAGCAGAUGCAGCCGACAGAGUCUGCUUCACC